CACGGCUGCAAGCUCAUCCUCGCCGAGUCCCUCUCCAGGGAUGGCACCAACCAAGUCGACACCUUCCUAAAGCAGCACGGAGGGGCCGGGAUCCAGCACGUUGGCCUCCGCACCACUGAUAUUGUUGCGACAACAAGGACUUUGCAGCAGCGGGGUGUGCGGUUCUUCACACCCCCAGUCACGUACUACACCCAGGAUGGCAAAGCAGAGGAGAUCCAGGGGGCCGGGCAGGACCCCCACAUGCUGGCAGAGCUGGGCAUCCUGCUGGACACCACAGCAUCCAGGGACAAGGGCACUGCUGCUGCAGAGAGCCCUUCCCAGGAGUAUUUGAUGCAGAUCUUCACCCAUCCCAUCUUCUCUGAAGAGACUUUCUUUCUGGAGCUCAUUGACCGUCGGGGAGCGUCAGGCUUUGGGGAGGGCAAUAUCCGGGCACUGUGGAAAGCUGUGCAGAUCUAUAUGGACCAGCAGCAGUAG
Nestor notabilis (Kea) is the source of this 474-nucleotide messenger RNA. RefSeq names its product 4-hydroxyphenylpyruvate dioxygenase-like (gene HPDL). The annotation marks the transcript as partial. Gene Ontology annotation, biological process: aromatic amino acid metabolic process. Gene Ontology annotation, molecular function: 4-hydroxyphenylpyruvate dioxygenase activity. The transcript has a single exon. Lineage: Eukaryota; Metazoa; Chordata; Aves; Psittaciformes; Psittacidae. The record is from RefSeq and is a predicted model, not a curated record.